AUGCAGCAGCGUGUACAGCUGCAUCCAGGCGUACACCUGGACACCGUCCACUCUCGCCGGAUUCAAGUUGAAAAACGCCAAAUCAUCCAGCAGCACCUUGAGCACAUUUUCGCUGGCGAGGUUGGUAAGCAGCGGAGUGAACCGCGGGGUGUUAGAUGGCCACCUCAUAAAGUAACGCAACGGGCUCGUGUCUCCUUCGGGUGCUGGUUCGACAACCUGCCAUCCGUAGGUUCCGUCGGGCGCAUUGGAAAUGAAGGUAGGAAUCUCGCGCGUAACGACGAUGUUGUGCAGAGGCAUGUGGGUAUCGAGGGCAGCACGACCCUUGAAGAACAUGUUGAAGAGCAGUGCGAUUCUGCCGGGCAUCUCCAAGUAGAGGUGGCCAUACUGAUUACCGGCUACGAAACCGUGCACGCGGCAAUCGGAGAUCAGCUGCCACAGGUGCCUGAUUCGCGGCGACCAAGGGUGCAUCGUCACGGAUGGGUUGGUGGGGAGGCUUCCAAACGUCAUCAUGCGCGCUAA
Babesia ovata is the source of this 519-nucleotide messenger RNA. RefSeq names its product family type III secretion apparatus protein, putative. Bases 1 to 519 code for a protein of 172 amino acids. The transcript has a single exon. Lineage: Eukaryota; Apicomplexa; Aconoidasida; Piroplasmida; Babesiidae. The record is from RefSeq and is a predicted model, not a curated record.